AUGGAAAGUUGGGUGCAGUCAGGGAUUGGGGUGUACAUGUAUGAGCACAUUCAAUGGAAUGUAAAUGCUCAGGAAGCCACCUGUUGGAUACCCAAGUAUGCUUUUGACAAGAUGAAUAGUUGGACCAUUUCUGUCUGGAAAACCAAUAUGUGGGGAAAGGAGCAUACUCGAGUCACCUCCACCACCCCCAACUGCUUGGAUGACGUACUCCCUUCAACUCCUUCGUUGACCGCAAGCAUCACGUCUUCUGCGGCCAGUACAUCAACGCAACCCACGCCUGAAGGUAUUCGACCUCGGCCCGGUGGUCGAAUCCAUCAAUGGGCCCAAACGGCCAACACACUUGGACGCCGGCUGGGUGUGCAGACGGUGACCAAAAUCCAGGAAGAUCGACGGGAGCGAUAUGAAGCAGCCGAACGUCAGAUUGCCAACAAAUAUGAUGAGGCCAAAGUGGUCACCAUACUUCUAUGGCUCAACCCCGACAAACCAAAGGUCAUUUCAGCGCAUUUCGAUCAAUGGCCUAAGGCCCGGCUUGACGAAUCGAGCCUGCUAAUGCAAGCUUGUACGCAAGCCCUGGGACCUACAUGGAAUCGCGCCCUCUUGUUCUGGAAUGACAAGAUUGAUGCAUGGCAUGAAACGAUGGUUACAUUCCCUCACAGGUAUCCAGCAGACGUGAAAGUGGUGGUUGUACGGUCGCAACUUGUGGAUCCUCGAAUACCAGGGUUACCACAACCCAAGGCCAAGCUAACGCCCGUUGGUCUAAAACCGCUAGAAGAGGCCGCCCCAUCCGCCGCCGAAAGUGGGCAACAUCCAACUUCUAUGGCAUCGCGAGCCACGUCCACAGCCACCCCUCCUGAGUCGGACGAUGAAGUCGUUGUAGUGAAAUCGUAUAUGCGUAUAGGAGCGAACGGAGCGAAUGAACCGGCCAGCUCACCUGCUUUCGACGAGAUCGAGGUGGUUAAGAGCAACAGCUUAACCAUUCGGGAUAUGCAGCCAGCAAAACGCGAGGACUCAGAAGAGCUCCCAAUUUUUAAUUUGUUUGAUAAAUCCCCUAUUCGGGAAGCAGGCCACGCCGUGAAUGGAGGCUGUUGUCACGUCCACUCCCUCUUCUCCGGUAUUGACAAACGCCAAAGUAUUGAAGACAAAGUGGCUGGCAUCGUCGGUACUUGUUUCGACACUGCUUGCGUGGUUCAAGGAAUGUACAGGGCGUGGAUCGGUAAAGUCGAUUACGACCGUUUCCGGCGCCAGUACCGUCACAAUCCCCUUGCGACUGUGGGUGAAGCCCGGAUUCUCUACAAGAAGGAGUUCCAAGCCGUUGCAAACGGCGCGAAAUGA
Melampsora larici-populina 98AG31 is the source of this 1332-nucleotide messenger RNA. RefSeq lists its product as uncharacterized. The transcript has 6 exons. The record is from RefSeq and is a predicted model, not a curated record. The coding region runs from base 1 to 1332 and encodes 443 amino acids. NCBI's taxonomy places the organism in Eukaryota, Fungi, Basidiomycota, Pucciniomycetes, Pucciniales, Melampsoraceae.